AUGUCCACGCCGUCUCCCGCCCGCCUCCGCUCCAUCUACCGCUCCCUCCUUCGCGAACUCCCCCCCCGACCCAUACUGUCCUCCCGCCGAUCCAGCUUACACACCCGCCUGCGCGCGUCCCUGACCGAUCCGUCGCCCGCGGCGCCCGCCCAGGCCGACCAGCUCAUUGCCUACCUGCGCGCCCAGAGACUCUACGUCUCCCUGAUUGAGCGCUACAACCCCGGCAUGGACAUGGACGAGGAGGAGCGCGUCAGACUGACCGCCAGACGCGUCGGGAUGGACCUGCCGAAUCUUUACGGCCGCGGAAGGGCGGCCAAGUAA
Molecule: messenger RNA, 321 nt
Organism: Ustilaginoidea virens
Lineage: Eukaryota; Fungi; Ascomycota; Sordariomycetes; Hypocreales; Clavicipitaceae
Exons: 1
Coding region: 1-321 (106 amino acids)
Biological process (GO): mitochondrial proton-transporting ATP synthase complex assembly
Cellular component (GO): mitochondrial matrix
Source: RefSeq, a predicted model, not a curated record